UUAUCGCAUGAGGAUGGAGCGCGCUUUCUGGGAUCUUACUCAGGGGACAGGUACUGUUGAGGAGUACGAGCGGGAGUUCACCCGCAUGAGCGCCUUUGCUCCACAUAUGGUGGACACUGACCUGAAGAAGGCCCACAAGUUCCGGGAUGGACUAAACCGAACUCUCCGUAUGCAUGUUGCCAGCCAGGGAAAUCUUUCCUUUGAUGAGACUGUUAUUCGAGCCACCCAGCUUGAGAGUUAUCAGACUCUCGAUGCUUCCGUCCCUUCUGCUCAUCUAGUUCAGCCUAUUUCCUCUGCGCCGCCCAGAUCUAGUUCGGGCAAGAGAAAGUUUGAUUCCCGCCGGGAUAACCGGAAGGGAAAGCGUGGAGCACCAGACCGCCGUGACGUUCCACCUGUCGCUCAGGGUCAGAACCCGAGAUGCCCUAAAUGUGGCCGCUAUCACCCCGGAGAUUGUCGUUAUGUUCAGAAGGUCUGCUUCAACUGCAUGAAGCCCAGUCACUUCUUCAGCAACUGCACCGAGCCCCCGAGACAGCAGCAUUACCCGCAGCCCCAUCAACAGCAGCUUCCUCCUCCACCUCACCAGCAGCAGCAGCAGCAGCAGCAGCACAGACAGCCCCCACCACAUCAGCAGAGGGCUGGCGGUCAGGCUCGUGUCUAUACCAUUGCUCACGACGAGAUGGCCAACAACGCAGGUACUAUGUCUGGAAUGCUCUCUAUAUCGAAUGUGCUUGUCUUUGCAUUAUGUGAUACUGGAGCCACUCAUUCUUUUAUCUCUUCUCGUUGCCUUGAGGCUCUAUCUGUUAGUAAGGUGCGCAAAGUCGAUCCUCUCGAGGUUAGUCUAGCCUCGGGAAAAAUUAUCAUCUCCGAUUCCUUGGUUCGUGAUCUUCCUGUUUCUAUCGGCGGUCGAGUUUUGUGUGUUGAUGCUUAUGUUAUUGAAAUGCGAGAGUUUGAUGUAAUCUUGGGCAUGGACUGGCUCACUCGCUAUCGAGUUGACAUCCGGUGUCAAGAGCGCGAAGUCAUUCUCUUUCCUGAUUCCGAUCAGCCU
This is a messenger RNA of Striga hermonthica, 1045 nucleotides long. NCBI's taxonomy places the organism in Eukaryota, Viridiplantae, Streptophyta, Magnoliopsida, Lamiales, Orobanchaceae. The record is from the annotation of a GenBank genome assembly.